GUCAACCCAAUGGUAAUAAGGGAGUUGGUUAUUCAGCAGCCGUUGUCGGCCAACCUGUAGAUUUCGUUAAAGCGUUAACAAACGGAGGAUCGGGCGCAUUUGUAAUAGGAGCAGAUACAGGCCCAUAUAACUUUGUUGUUGCCUAA
Messenger RNA from Funneliformis geosporum, 146 nucleotides. The record is from the annotation of a GenBank genome assembly. NCBI's taxonomy places the organism in Eukaryota, Fungi, Glomeromycota, Glomeromycetes, Glomerales, Glomeraceae.